CAAAUGAAAGAAGUAGUAAACAAGGAAACUGCAGAAUUCAUGAAAUUUGCCCAAAAUGCUGCAAAAAGCUGUGCCCAUGAUUAUGGUGCCAUCUCUGAGGAUGCACUACAUUAUACUGAGGAAUUACUACGUGCUUGUAUUGGACAUGUGCGGAAGUAUCCUGAGUUUUACACAAUUCAGGAGAUCAUGAGUAUCAUGGGAGGAAAGUUUCAUACACAGUUGACCUUUAAGCUGGAAAAAAAUCUUCUUGUAAUGGGUACAGCACAACGUGGUAGAACAGAGUUCCCUGCCAUGCCUGUUCAACUGCCCACAGAUUAUAAAACUGUUACAUCUAUUGUAACUCCAGAAAAAAGAGCUUCUAUUAUGCACAGUGAUAUUAGUUCAGAUUCAAAUGCAGAAAAGCUUGCUUUGAAAUACGGUCCUCAAGUUGUUUUAAGUAAUCAUUCGUUAUUUACUUUACUGAAUAAUCAUGGACUGAACUACAAGGAACAGUGGGAAAUCCCAGUUUGCAUUAAAAAGAUCCCUGUUGCAGGUAGAGAACCAGCUAAAGUGGUUUAUAUUGAUUCACCUCUGCUGAGAAAGGAAAUGACAGUGAGAGAGAGGAACCAAAUCUUCCAUGAAAUUCCAAUGGACUUCCUAGCAACUAAAACAUCUUAUGUUUCAAUUUCUGAUGUAUCGAUGGACAAACCGGCUGAGGACAACUUGUUUCAAUGGGAUAUGUCUUCUGAUAUCUACGAGCACAGGAAGAUUCCACUUCCAAAUGACAUGGGGAUGGACUUUGAUGAUGAUGUUACGGAACUGGAAACUUUUGGAGCAACUGUCAAGCUCUCAAGAUCUUCUAAAUCAGAAAGUACUAAAGUUCUCUCAUAUGGCCCAAAAAUGGGAAAAAAAUGUACAACUCCCAUAAACAGUGAAGAUGAAGAAGGGAAUAACACCAUUUCUGAGCAAGGAGCUCCAGCAUGUGCCAGUAUGCAGCUUUCAUCAUUGGGUGGCGUUCUGUGCAUCAGCCCUGAAGAAGCUUCAUCUCGUAAAAGCUUUAAUUCAGAGGAUGUAGGACUGAGCAAAGCACAUCAUGUAAUGACCAAAAUAUUGGACAAUCAGACAAAUAUUCUAUCUAAUGCUGUUAGUGACAAGAAAGAGUCUGAUGCUGCACAGAAAAGUGGGACUUGCACAUCUUUAUGUGGUAGUGACACGGAUGAAGAGCGUUUGAUAAUUGAUACAGAAUGUAAAAGCACUGAUUUUUGCAAAACACCUGUACCAAACACUGUUCCUCAUACUCCAGCACAGACUGCCAAAUCGCCUUCCUCCACCCAGAUUCCAUUAGAAAACAUGACAGAUUGCUCAGAUAUCAUGGAUCAGGAUAAAAAUGCCUCCAGAAAGCCUAAAAGAAAGUUGGCCAAAGAAUCUGAUCCUGUCGGACAGAUUUUAAAAAUGCAGACAAAACUUCUCAAGUCGCCCUCUUCAAAAGUUCACGAGCAGCCAGUGGUGAGCUGCAGUAGUUGUGAUGCUACGUCUCAGUCUCCAAAACCACUGGUGACCUCCAGCACAGAAACUGUGCCAGCCCCUGCCUCAAAUCUCAGCAGCUCCUCUAGAAGUACCUGGACGUCACUUUUUCAGGGAGUGCCAAAAAGAAAGCUGCCAAAUGAACUUCAGAUGCUUGAAGAAGACCCUUCAGAGUAUAAAGCACCUCAAGAUGGCAACCUUGUCUAUAAGCUGUUCAGUUUGAAUGAUCUCUUGUUACUUGUGCGUUGUAGUGUGCAAAAAGUGAAGUCAUUGCCACGAAAGAAUAAAAAGAAAAAAACCUGCAAGCAUAUUCCAAUAUUCCUGUUGCCAAAACUAGAAUACCAAGCCUAUUACGGUGUUGAAGCUCUUACAGAAAGUGAAGCAUGUCAGUUGUGGACAGAGAGUAUGUUGCAUUCUGAAUCCUUAUUUUAUAUUGGACAUAUUGAUGCUUUUACGUCAAAGCUGAUUAUGCUAGAAAAGAUCUCUGCAGAAACGUUAAGAGAGAAACUUGGAUCGAUUAAGCCUUUAAAUUCACUAAAUAUACUUCAUAACAUUUUGAAGAAAGUGUCUGAUUUGCAGGAAGGCUCUUACCUGUUGGCUCAUGCUGCAGGAGAUUCAUCAGUUGCAAUCUACAAGAGUUCUACGGAGAAGACAACAAGAGCAUCAUAUAAUUUACAUAAAGCUCAUUGUGAUCUGCCUACUGUACCUGCUACUCUUUCAGUCCCAUGGGUGCCAUUAGAUCCCAGCCUCCCUUUGCCCUAUCACAUAACUCAUGGAAGAGUUCCAUGUACUUUUCCACCUGUACCACAGGACACCAUGUUGAAACAGAAGAUGAUUGGGGUGAAAGGACAGUCAGACACACCCUUUGAGGGGAAGCCAGUAGCUGUGGAAACAAAAGGCAAUCCAGCUAAGCCUGUUCGAAAUGAAGGUGUGGCUGCAAAGAAGUUGAAGAAUUACUGCAAACAAAGGAUGAUGAAGAAAAGGUGGAAAAUGAAGUACAACAAAAUGCAGCUGAAGUAG
Messenger RNA from Indicator indicator, 2523 nucleotides. RefSeq names its product interactor of little elongation complex ELL subunit 2 (gene ICE2). Gene Ontology annotation, cellular component: transcription elongation factor complex. The record is from RefSeq and is a predicted model, not a curated record. The transcript is spliced from 12 exons. NCBI's taxonomy places the organism in Eukaryota, Metazoa, Chordata, Aves, Piciformes, Indicatoridae. Bases 4 to 2523 code for a protein of 839 amino acids. Gene Ontology annotation, biological process: snRNA transcription by RNA polymerase II; snRNA transcription by RNA polymerase III; positive regulation of transcription by RNA polymerase III.